CCUGCCCAGGUGCCCUGACCCCAGCCUCCUCCCCAAAUCCUGCUGAGGAGUGGCCCACGUCGGGCCUUGCUCCGCACAGCCCCAGACUCGCAGCCCCGGGCCCAGGGCCUGCUGCCCUCGCCAUGGUGAAGCUGCUGCCGGCCCAGGAGGCGGCCAAGAUCUACCACACCAACUACGUGCGGAACUCGCGGGCCGUGGGCGUCAUGUGGGGCACGCUCACCAUCUGCUUCUCCGUGCUGGUCAUGGCCCUCUUCAUCCAGCCCUACUGGAUCGGCGACAGCGUCAACACGCCGCAGGCAGGCUACUUCGGCCUCUUCUCCUACUGCGUGGGCAACGUGCUAUCCUCCGAGCUCAUCUGCAAGGGCGGGCCCCUGGACUUCUCCUCCAUCCCCUCCAGAGCCUUCAAGACCGCCAUGUUCUUCGUGGCCUUGGCCAUGUUCCUCAUCAUUGGCUCCAUCAUCUGCUUCAGCCUGUUCUUCGUCUGCAACACGGCCACCGUCUACAAGAUCUGCGCGUGGAUGCAGCUGGCCGCUGCCACAGGCCUGAUGAUUGGCUGCCUGGUCUACCCGGAUGGCUGGGACUCAAGCGAGGUGCGGCGCAUGUGUGGAGAGCAGACGGGCAAGUACACGCUGGGCCAGUGCACCAUCCGCUGGGCCUUCAUGCUGGCCAUCCUCAGUAUCGGCGACGCCCUCAUCCUCUCCUUCCUGGCGUUCGUGCUGGGCUACCGGCAAGACAAGCUCCUCCCCGAUGACUACAAGGCGGACGGCAAAGAGGAAGUGUGAAGCGCUGGCGGCCGGUAUAUUUCCCAGACAAUGGAAAGUUACAGAAUCGAAUUCUUCAGAGUCCAGAUGCCUUCCAAGCUCCCUUGCUUCUGGCUACCACAGGCCAGAAGCCUUUCUUUUUUCUUUUUAAAGUUUUUUGCUAUAGGGUGUGUGUGGCUGUGUGAGCAAAAGAGAAAGAGGGAGU
Molecule: messenger RNA, 966 nt
Organism: Tupaia belangeri chinensis (Chinese tree shrew)
Lineage: Eukaryota; Metazoa; Chordata; Mammalia; Scandentia; Tupaiidae
Gene: LHFPL5
Product: LHFPL tetraspan subfamily member 5
Exons: 4
Coding region: 123-782 (219 amino acids)
Biological process (GO): sensory perception of sound; detection of mechanical stimulus involved in sensory perception
Cellular component (GO): plasma membrane
Source: RefSeq, a predicted model, not a curated record